AAAUGGCGGACGACUUGGCUGAAGACUGGUGGGUUGAAGAGGGAGAACCCGAGGAGCCCUCAAAAGAUAGCACGAGUCCAGAAAAAACUGCUGAUGAUGUCUCUACAGCAGAUGUGAAGAAAAGUGAGCAAAAGGCUCAGAAGAGGCAAAGAGACGAUAGAGAAGAUGGAGAGAAGAAACAGAAGAAGAGGAAAGUGUCUGCAGGGAAAAAGAAGAAAGAGAAGGUUGCUUCUGACAGCAAAAAAGAAAGGAAGCGCAUCACCGAUGUUCCCGAAGAAGAGCUGACAAAGCCAGGAACAGCAGAGGAUGUUCACAGUGUCAUGACGCAAGCCUUGAAAGAACGUCUAGGGCAAGCUGCUUUGGAGGACCUUCUUCCUGAUGCGGAAAACGAUUUCUUCACGAACAACUCUGACUGCUUGAGUCCUUCUGCCUAUUUGAAGUUGAUAUUACAUCCUGUGUGGAGAUCUGCAUUAAAGAAAAGCUUGUACAUGAAAAAGUUGGGAAGCCCUUGUUUGCUGAUUAUCACGAGCUCAGCCAUCCGAGCAGUUGAGUUAAACAGACAGAUAAAAGACUUCCUUGAUGGCAAGUGUAAAGUGGCCAAACUAUUCGCAAAACACAUGAAGGUUGAAGACCAAAAAAAGUUUUUAAGCAAGACAAAUUGCCAAGUGGGAAUAGGCACUCCUGGUCGAAUCUCUGUCCUCAUCAAACAAGGUGCUCUUCAUAUAGAGAGUCUUGUGGGCGUUGUGCUGGACUGGAACUGGAGGGACCAGAAGCUCAAACGUUUGGUCGACAUCCCAGAGGUCCGCGGUGAUCUCAUGACUUUACUGCGGGAACACUUGCUGGAAACUGUACAUGGGUCACCUUGUAAAUUUGCACUUCUGUGACACUUUGCAAAGUGUCACAUCUUUCUGUGGUGGUGUCUGUUGCGUGUGUGUCAGUGUUUGUAGAUGUAUUUAUGUAAGUAUUUGCGUGGAAGCCAGGCUGACAGUCCUAAUGUUGUUGUCGAUGUAGUUGUUUUCCUGAACCACUACUUAAGUCUGUUCUGAGUGAUUAACUCUUUGCGCCAACUGGCUGUCUUUCUUGGCAACAGUCUGAGUCAAUUGAUCGAUUUUUUUAGCCUAGUCCUAACCCUUUGAGCCCUAGCCCCCUGGGUGAACUUUUUCCCUCUGCCUGGGCUCCUGAGCCCGAUUCAGAAAAAAUUAGGUAUGGCACCAUAGGAAGGCUGUCAUAAUAAAAUCAGUCAAAAAAGGGAAAAAACAGACACAUAUAUGAUAAAGGAAAAACUAACCUGUAUUUUAACGCCAAUAUUCUGACUUGGUAUGCCAGUCUUUCCAGCAGGUUGAUCCUUUUUUUAUGCAGAGAUGUCGGUUACAAUAUCCACAUUUCACAUUUGAUUUGACAGCUUUCACAGGGCAGUCCUUAUAUGGAACAGCUGGGUUUUCUUUCCUAAACUUUUGGUGUUUGUAGGAACAGACUGCACACAGAUGGUUUCCUGUAUCAUCCACUCCAAUCUCAGGAAAGUGCAGGCCAACAUUCUGGAGUCGAAGCGGCAGCUCCUGUCCUUCGAUUUCCCGUGGUCUUUGUACUGCGGCAGUGCGGUACUCACCAACCAAAGCAAGGCAGUAUUCGUUCAAAAAAUUCCGUAGUGUGUACUUCUUUGCCUUCUCUGGAUCCACAUUUUGAAAUAAAACAUAGGCAUUGUAGACUGCCCACAUGACAAACUUCAUAAAAAGUCUCCUGGGCC
This is a messenger RNA of Aplysia californica (California sea hare), 1744 nucleotides long. RefSeq names its product protein CMSS1. Bases 3 to 884 code for a protein of 293 amino acids. The transcript has 7 exons. Gene Ontology annotation, cellular component: 90S preribosome; nucleus. The record is from RefSeq and is a predicted model, not a curated record. NCBI's taxonomy places the organism in Eukaryota, Metazoa, Mollusca, Gastropoda, Aplysiida, Aplysiidae.